This is a messenger RNA of Thermochaetoides thermophila DSM 1495, 3048 nucleotides long. RefSeq lists its product as uncharacterized. The transcript is spliced from 3 exons. The coding region runs from base 1 to 3048 and encodes 1015 amino acids. Gene Ontology annotation, cellular component: cytoplasm. The record is from RefSeq and is a predicted model, not a curated record. NCBI's taxonomy places the organism in Eukaryota, Fungi, Ascomycota, Sordariomycetes, Sordariales, Chaetomiaceae.
AUGGCCAAGCUGGACCUCACGCGAGACUACUACGCCGACCUCGAGCUGCCUGUUGGUGCCGACAUCAAUGAGGUCAAGAAGCAGUACAGGAAGCUGGCCCUCAAAUGGCAUCCUGAUCGCAAUCCGGGCAAGGAAGACGAGGCCAAGGAAAAGUUCCUGAUCAUCUCGACUGCCCAUGAGAUCCUGACCGACCCCGCGCAGAAGGCCAAGGUUGAUGCCGCCCUGCGCCAGCGCAAAGCUCGUUACCCGACCGCGUCCGGCGUUCGCGGCAACCCUUGGGCGAACAUGGCCCACGAGGUCAACGCCAAGUACGGGCCGCCGCCGCAGCGUCCUCCUAUGCCGACUCGUCCGGCCGCUUCUGCAAGUGCUUCAGCAUCGAACCGCUACUGGGACUGGGGUCAGAAAGUUAAGACUAAGAUGGACCAGGCCCGCGCGAGUUCUGAUGCCUGGGAGCGGUCGCGUCCUCAGCCAAAGCCGGCGUCCCAGCCUGGCCCUUCUGCUGCGUCAGCGUACCGCCAGAGCACUGCUCGUCCGACGAAUCCUCCGCCCCCUCCGAGGUCUGCGGCGCAGGCUAGAAGACAGGAAGCUUCGUUUGGCACUAGGAAGCAAGGGUUUGCUCCACAAGCGCCGGGAGGCGAUGAGCCCCCCGUUAAGAAUCAUCAUUACACGACAACUCCCAAGGAGAGCAUGCCCAUACCUCCUGAUGAGGACGAGACAGAGCCGAAGAAGCGCGACAACACCGAGCCGCUGAGCAGCCAGUUUCGCGAGACCUUCUUGGACCCUCGCCAACGCACGCCCUACGCCGCUAACGUGGGCGAGAGGACGAACCCAUUUGAGCCGCUCAACAGUGUCAACCGCGCCAAGAGCAUGCGGGAUCCCGGCUCCCGGCAGUUCCGGGGCGGCGGCGAUGAUCCGGCCCGGUCGCCUACGGCUGGCCGUCAGCGCAGCCAUAGCGUGGGCAAUGAUGGUCCGUUUACGAGGGGGGCUGGCCAGGAGACCUCGGGCAAUGGCGCGCGCCCUUCGACGUUCCAGAAUAAUACGACCAAUGCUCCGCCGACUGGGUCCGCUUUCGCGACAGGGCCCUCAUUCCAGUUUGGAACCCGUGCUGCUGCUAAUAAUGCGAACGGAGAGACCAGAAGCAGCGAGACCAGCAAUAUGUAUGGCCCUCCCCGCUCCUUUUCUCCUUACAGAAGAGCCUAUGAGCAAAGCGCCCCAGAUCGGCCAUACCCUGAGGUGUACCGGAUGCAUCACUCAACUGAGCACCGGGAUCGCAUGCGGGGUGGCCCGUGGGCAGAGGAGAUCUACUCUACUCCUAGUGGAGCAUCUCGGGCUUUCUGGCAGCCCAGCAGCGCUGGUGCUGUCCCCCAUGGAUAUGUCCCGAGAGACUCUGCCCAAUGGCAGCAACCGGCCUGCUCACCGACUCCCAGUGGGAUGAGGAGGCCAACCUUAAACGCAGGGCCCAAUUCGUUCGAAAGGAUGCUGCAUGCUCAGUUGCAGCAAGUCCUCGCUAAGGCCUAUGCAAAACGCCAACCAGAGCAGCCCUCGCCCAGCAAUCCAGAGCCGAGCGGCUAUGUCUUAGGCCCCAAGAAGACGCCCGCCUACCGCGUCUCCAAAAGCACCGCGGCUAACUCCAGUCACCCUGGCAGCUUCUCGUCGGUCCCGCUCGGCGCUGCGACGCCAGAAACGGCUCGAUUCACGCGAAACAGCACGGAUAACAUUAACACGCAGUUCGUGGCCGAGGAAAAGCCUGGCUUCCACUUCAGCGCCGGCACCCCCAGCCCGACGAAUUCCCCCUCCGACGAUCACUUUACUCGUGCCAAACAGCGUGCUCGCGGGCACCAGUCGCCGCUGCGUAACACGUUUACCGCGUCGGACGAGUCGAUUGCAGGUAAUGCUGCUGCGAAUGCAGGUGCUACUAACAAUCAGCAGCAGGCUGGUAGUCCCAAGAAGAUAGGCGAUUUCAAGCCCGACGAGUGGAAGGAGCUUUUUACGCCGCAUAUUUUUGAGCCGCCACAGCCUAGCAAGCUGUCUAGCUCGCCUACAAGGCCGAUUCGCCCGAUCAAGAAGCGGACCACUGCUCGUGCGGGGGCGUCGGGCAUGGCUGCGCGUGUUGAGUCGGACAGUGAGAGCAGCAGCAGCAGCAGCAGCAACAGCAGCAACAGCGAUGAGACCCCGCGUCCGACGACGGCUAAGACGAGCGGUGGUAUCGAUGGGACUAGGAGCCCGAAUGCCAUGGAUAUCGAUUCCCCUGCGGCUGCGUCCCCUUCGCCGUCGCCUGCCGCGGCGCCGGGUGCUGCUCCCCCUCAGCAGGCCAACAAUGCGCGCAAUGUCAAUGUCGAGCCUACCAAACCUGAGUGGCGGCCCGGCAACGUCAACAACAUCCCCCUCGGCACGAAUGGCACCGCCCCGACCAACGACACUACUACAGCCGAACCCAAGCUCGGCGCAAACAUCAAAAUCCCCCACGCCAACCACGCCGGCUCCGAGGAUACAGACCCUCUCCUGCGCCCUCUCUUCCCCGAUUUUCGCAAUACCGAGCCCUUCGCGCCGCCGAAGCCUGCCGGUCUGGAUUCGUUCGCAGACCUGGGGUCUAACCUGCCUUUCCCCAGCCGUCCGGCAGCCAAAGUGCCGAUCAGCAAAGACAGCCCUAAAAAGACAGUCCAGCUAAAAAUGCCCUCCCCUCCCGCUGCUCCCAAACCCCCCGCGCAGAUCCUCGAAAUCCUCGCGUCAGGCGCCAAGCCUGCUAACGGCGCGUCAACCCUCAACUCCGCGUGGAUCUCGUACACGGCGGAGAUGAAGCGUUACUUUGAGGAGUGGAGUGCCUGGAAUCGGAGGGUUACGGAUCAUUUUGCUGUCAGGCAGAGAAAGCAUGAGGACAAGGGGUGGGCAUGGGUUGCUGCGAUCGGGGUUGAUGCACCGGGGGUAGCGGAGUAUCUUAGAGCGAUGGAGGAGGAUAGAGUGGUGAGGGAGGGAUGGGAGAGCGCGUGGAGGGUGCAUGAACGGGUUGUGGGGGAGUGGGUUGCUCUGCGCGCCAAGGUGUUGGGAUGA